UUUAGGCAUAUACAUGUGUACUUCUUUGGACAAUAUGGGAUAUGUAUCCCUCGUCGCUAUCACAACAACUAUUUUCUAUUUGACGCAAGCAAUAUCUUUCUGUUCUUUCAAUGCUACAAAUGUGCACUGCCUCCCGUGCAGUGACAUCUGCAUAUCAAACACGAAGCCCUGUUUUAUGUGUCCAGUCAACUGUGACCAUUCCUGCGAGUCUGUGUGCAGUCCGUUUUGCCUUCACGGAACAUGUCAUUACCAGCAAGGACAACUCAUGUGCUCUAAGGGAUGCCAAGAUGGGCGAGCAGGAAUAUCUUGUCAAGAGUUCUGCCCGCAAGACUGCCAAAUCUGUGAUCAGUUUACAUCAAAAUGCAAAGAAGUUAAAUGGAGUCCUCCAAAAGUAGCUGCAUCAUCUGAACACCGAUGGCUGGUGAUCGGCCCUGUGUUGGCUGUCAUUGUUCUUCUGAUAACCACUGCUGGGGUUUGUUACAAGCGAAGGCGAGUACUCGGAUGUCUCAACAGGCCACUGACCUUUCAAACACGUCACAUCCGUGAGGAGUCUGGACACAGGCCUGCAGUGGAGGUAGAGGUCCCGGGCAAUAUAUACGUUGACAGUGUGCAGAUGUCUUGCAAUCCGGAUCAGGGGCCGGUGUAUGCCAUUCCUGACUCCAUCCAGAUCAGAGAAGACAAGGAGAAGUACAAGUAUCUGACGCCAAUUCCGCAGAAUCUGUACUGAGAAAACCCCCUGCUGUUCACACGAAAUGUUACGGGUUGACAUACACUUGCCUCUUUAGUUCACUUUAGAUAAUUUGGCUAAUAAUAUACCUGUGAACCUAUACCAUGUUUUCUAUUUUUACCUUAUUCUUAUUUAACCUGAAAUCAUGGGGUCUAUUCCAGAUUCGGACUCAUCAUGUUUCGAAGUUGUGUCAAGACCAUACCCGCGCUCUUGAGUUCUUUUCUAUGAAAUACAGCUGUAUGAUGUUCUUUGUAAACAAAUUGUGUCUGAACCAGACAAUCCAGUGAUUGUCACCAUGCGAUACGAUGACAGACCAUGUGUUUAUGAAAAACGGCGUUUAACCACGCUCAGUUGCACAUCUCCAACAGGAAAUUGGCCCACAUGUAUGCGUGCGUGCGUGUGUGCGUGUGUACGUGCGUGCGUGCGUGCGUGUGUGUGUGUCUGAUGACACUCAUUUAGACCUAUUAAUACAGAUCAACUGAGAUGAGGUUAAAUAGCACUUAAAUAGCAACCUGUCUGUGAGUCAUAAACCAACACAUGCCGCAGUGUAACAUAGAUGCCACAAUGAAUAGCCCUAAGUCAUUCUACUUAAAAAUUACCGUCAGACAGGACACGAAACAUAUAUAAUCUUAUAUAUAGAUAUCAUAAUAACGUCUUUUACUCUCCCCUUGACCACUCAGGCAGUAAAUACCUGUGAUACCAGAUAAAACAAUAACAGAACUACAGAUUAACUGUACAUCAAUUUAGCAACUGAAUUUAUAUUAUAUAAAACUUUCCAAGGCAAUUUAGCUCUCCACACCUUUUGAAUCGUAGAAUAUUUGUUGUUUUAUUACGGCUAAAUAUGUGUACAAUCGCCAAU
Molecule: messenger RNA, 1586 nt
Organism: Haliotis rubra (blacklip abalone)
Lineage: Eukaryota; Metazoa; Mollusca; Gastropoda; Lepetellida; Haliotidae
Exons: 4
Coding region: 14-727 (237 amino acids)
Source: RefSeq, a predicted model, not a curated record